Corylus avellana is the source of this 2132-nucleotide messenger RNA. RefSeq names its product senescence-associated carboxylesterase 101. Lineage: Eukaryota; Viridiplantae; Streptophyta; Magnoliopsida; Fagales; Betulaceae. Gene Ontology annotation, biological process: defense response; lipid metabolic process. The record is from RefSeq and is a predicted model, not a curated record. Gene Ontology annotation, molecular function: carboxylic ester hydrolase activity.
UGGUUUUUUCGCUCGAGGUGUAAACGUAGAAUUUAAUGACGUGAGAAUUCAACCAGGGAGUUGCGUGGACAAGAAUAUAGGAUAAAGGAAAUGUUCGGUUUCGUUUCAAAAGAAUCUCUACGUGUAAGAGAUGCGCGCAAGUCUCCUUGUUAGUAUAAAUUGUAGUAGAAUUUAUUGCAAAAGCAAUGCCCAUUUUUAAUUCGAUGAAGUUUCCUCUUGUGGGGCCGGACAUUUUGUUCGUAGAUGGAAGUCUUGGAUUGAUUCUACUAGUUGUACGCACUUCGCUGUGUCCAACAACCCCAUAGAGGAUGAACAGGUCUCCCAUAUUUAGCAGUGGGUUAGAGUUGGGAAGUUUUGUUGUGACCUCUAAUGUCCUGCACCAUUCAUGGGCUGCAAUUUCGGAACUCUACGGAGAAAUCCAUGAACCACCAUCUUGGGAUUCCCCUGUUAGAUUCAGAACUUUUCAGCAGCCAAAUUGUACAAUCAUAGCUUUCGUUACUUGGCCUCCUUGUACCAAAGAGCAUCUUCAAGGACAAGGAAGAGGAGACUUGGUUUCAUCAUCAGCUCUUAAGGAGACUUUUCCUCUCUUUGAAUUCCUCUGCACCAAAACCAACCCACGUUUCUCCAUUAACAAACCUGCAAUCGAUCUUUUUGUCAGUGUCCGUGGUGUGCUGAAUUUCUUGAAAUCUCAGAUUUCCAACAAGCCAUUAAUUAUCACUGGACACUCUCUGGGAGGAUCUGUUGCCUCUCUCUUCACCUUAUGGCUGCUGGACAAAAUCAAUUUAGCAACCACCAAACGCCCACUUUGCAUCACUUUUGGUUCACCCCUUAUUGGUGAUGAUGGCCUGCAAGAAGCCAUAUUACAAUAUUCAGCAUGGAACUCUUGCUUUUUGCAUGUAGUUUCUGACCGAGAUCCAGUCCCCAGAGUUUUAAUUUCACCCUACAAUCCUACUGCUCCUGAAUUGGCUUCUCCAACCAACGAAUACAAGCCUUUUGGCACAUUUCUGUUGUAUUCCGAACUGGGCUGUGCUUGUCUUGAGGACCCUGAAUCUGUUUUGGUGUUGUUGGUGGCAACCUACUCAGAGGGUUCGGGAUUUGACUAUAAAGAUAUUUUCCAACAACUCAACGGUAAUGUAAUUUGCAAGGAUAGUACAAAAGUUGAUGAAUGGAUUGCACAACCAUUACAGGCAGGCAUUAUUACACAACUAGGAGCAAUCGGACUGGGGCGACUGCAGCAGCUACAACAGCAGAGCAUUGACAUGAACACACUGAUUAGACAGACAGAAAGACGGGAGAGGAAAUGGUUAAUCAGGAGGAGGGAAGUCUAUGAUUCCAACGUGUUAAGUGAGAUGAAAGUAUACAUGGCCCAACUGGAAUGGUACAAGAAGUGUUGUGAGGAUGAGGAAAUUGGAUACUAUGACAGGUUCAAGAAUGCAUUCGAUAGCAGUGACAUUAAAGCACAAGGGUUCAAGAAAUCCCUCACAUGUUACUGGAUAGACAUGGUUGAUGAAGUAGAGAAAAAGCCCCAGAGAAAUGGCGCCGCCUUUACUACCCGCUGGCUCUUUGCAGGAACAAACUACCGAAGGAUGAUUGAACCGCUGGACAUAGCUGAAUACUACCGCGACGGCAAAACAGACUACAUGGCUAAAGGAAGGUCUAAACAUUACACUCAAUUGGAGAAAUGGCUCAGUGAAGAUGAGAAACCUGCAAGCCGUCCAAAUAAUUCCAAGAAACAAAACCUGGCUGGCGGCCUGACGGAAAAUUCUUGCUUCUGGGCAUAUGUUGAGGAGGCUCGCAUUUCAUGCAAUGUGCUGAGCAAUGGAGAGUCGAAUGAUAUGGAUAAACAUAAACGGAGCCUGAUUGUGUUUGAAGCCGAUGUAAUGGGUAUGCUCAACAAUUAUGCAGUAUCCCCUGAGAUAUUCUUGAAUCGGAGCAGCUUCAUGAAAUGGUGGAAAGAGUACUUGGAAAUUAUCCGAAAAGGCAUCAUGGGACCUUCUCAUACUUCUCCAUUCACUGAGUUCAUGCAAAAUCGCCAGUAUCGCCAGUAUGCUCCUGGCUGCCUGUAGAAAGACUUUCCCCGGCCAAUAAAUUGUAAAGGACAUCAUCUUUUCAAUUUCUUUCUCUGUUUUCAA